This is a messenger RNA of Adineta ricciae, 2241 nucleotides long. The record is from the annotation of a GenBank genome assembly. NCBI's taxonomy places the organism in Eukaryota, Metazoa, Rotifera, Eurotatoria, Adinetida, Adinetidae.
AUGAAACGAUUAUUCGAAGAUGACACAGCACCAUCCGAGAUGCCAAAAUUUGUUAGAAUUGAUGACAUCACUCAGGUUGUAAACACCGAAAACAUCGAAGAUUUCACAAAUAUUCAUUUGAAGCCUUUCGAAACAAGUUCGACUUGGUCGGAUCAAUAUCUUUCGUCUCUAAACAUUCAUCGUCGUCCUUUUAACUUUCAAAUCGAACUCGUUCAAUCAGCUAUCCAAAGUGGUAAUUCGAUCAUUUGUCUAAGAACUGGUGCAGGAAAAACUUACACAUGUGCUUUGCUGAUCAAAUAUUAUUAUUUGAAGAAAAAGCAGGAGCAUCCCGAUGAACACUUUUCAACGUUUUUCUUCGUUCCGAAUCGUUCCAUUCGCGAACAGCAAGUAGAAGCGAUACGAAGCGUCGGUGAUCUUCAAGUUAUCGGCUGUGAUGAUGAUUCAACUGCUGAUGCAUUCGCCGCAUUCUACAACGUUGUGGUGUGUACACCGCAGAAAUUUCUCAAUUGUCUCAUGGAUAAAACCGUUCAUUUCAAUGAAAUUGACCUGAUUGUAUUUGAUGAAUGCCACCAUUGUAUCGGUCGACAUCCAUAUUCGCAAGUCAUGGAACAGUAUCUAGUUUAUCAUUCAUCAGAAGAAAAACGUCCGAGAAUUCUCGGUCUCACCGCAUCUUGCGGGACAAAAUUGACCAAUCCAAAAGCGAUUAUAGACGAACUGGCACAGGGAAAAAACAAUCCGUUGGGGAAACUGUAUGAGUUAUGUGCAACAUUGAAUUGUUAUGAUGUUGUUACGGUUGUCAUCAGUGAACAUCAAAAAGAAUUAGAUUCAACGAUUCCUCAACCAACUCAAAAUCAAAUUCUCACUGUCCAACAGAAUUCCUUCGAACUAUACUUAGAGUCGUUAAAGAACAAAUUCUGUUCGUUAUUACAGUACAUUGGUAGCCGUUGUUCUCCAGAAAUUUCAGCGUAUCUGAAUGAGCAGCAAUUAAUAGAAGAAAAGAUCGAAGCAGAAAAGAAAAAUAACUUUACGAAUAUCGUCUUAGUUAAGUACAUGAUCAUGUUUGUCAAACGAUUCGAUGCACUGAGUGAUUUACCACUCAAAGCGGUUAUGAUGGAUAUAAAAAAGAAAUUAGAUUCGUUCUAUAGUAAAAAGGAAACACCAAUGCCAGUCGAAAGUGAUGUAUAUAACUAUUGUUUAAACACCAUCGGUAAUAUUAAUGAAGAAAUAAAACAUGGAGAGUACUAUUCAACAAAUCCUAAGCUCGAUUUUCUUACCGACCAGUUGAAAGAGCAAAUUAAGAAGCGGAAUGCAAAUGCGCGCGGGUUAAUAUUAGUCUCGCGUACAUUGUAUGCAAAACUUAUCUUAGAUUAUUUGAAAGAACGGCAAGAUAUUCAAAAUAUGAUAAAACCGUGUUGGCUUGUUGGUCAAAGCGGCGUUGAUUAUCAGAAUAGUCUUAGUGAACAAGACAGAACAUUGAAGGAAUUCCGUCAAGGAUUAGCCAAUGUGAUGAUCGCAACAGAUAUUGUACAAGAAGGUUUGGAUGUUGCCGAAUGUUCAUUCAUGAUGCGAUAUGAGUUCGUGUCGGGUGUCAUCGGAACAGUUCAAUCAAGAGGACGUGCGCGAGCAGAUAAAAGUGCCUGUUUUCUAAUUGUUGGUUUCAGUUCGAUUAAUCAUACAAAAGAAAUAACAAAUCGAAUGAGAGAAAAAGAAAUGUUAGCAGCACUGAAUCGUUGGAGAGAAGUACCACGUGAUAAAUCGAACCAAGAUAUUCAACGAGUACAAAAUAUCGUCAUCCAAGAAUGGCAAGAUCAAGCGAAAAAUGCCGAAUUUCUUCGUAACAGUUUGAUCGAUUCGACGGCAAUGGAUGGUAAAGUUUCAUGCCGAUCUUGCAAUUCGUAUUUAGGAAAUAUUUCAUGGUUGAGAAAACUUGGUAUGAAUCAUUUCAUUCCCGAACGACAACUUGUUACGCAAGUUGAAAUCGAACGAUUUGAAAAACCUGAAAUUCACAAAGAGAUACAAGUGACUGGUAAAGUCAUAUGUGGAAAUCAGCAGUGUCGAGAAGACUUAGGUGGUACCCAACAGAUCUCCAAUCGAACUGAUCUCAAAGAAAUGUGCACAUUGAAAUGUAAACAGUUGAAAUUUUCUUACAAAGACAACAAAGGCGAAGAGAGAACUUAUACUUUUAAAAAAUGGAGUGAUAUAACGUUUAAAAUAGUUGAAAUCGAACCUACGCAACGAUGA